This is a messenger RNA of Camellia sinensis, 1059 nucleotides long. RefSeq lists its product as uncharacterized. Gene Ontology annotation, biological process: root development; shoot system development. Lineage: Eukaryota; Viridiplantae; Streptophyta; Magnoliopsida; Ericales; Theaceae. The record is from RefSeq and is a predicted model, not a curated record.
UGAGCUUCAUUUGUAAACAACAACAACAAAAAUGGGGAGUUUUUCAAAAACCAAGCGAUCAAUUAGCUUGCCUUGCCAAUCACAUCCUAGCACUGCUAGAAUUGAGGAGGAGCUUAACAAGAUGAAGAUUUGGGAUGAAUCCUCUAAGCCCACAGUGAAAGCAGUCAGCAAUGGCAUGUCAAGAUUGGAGGACUUGUACAAGUGCAUGGAAGAUCUUCUCAACUUGCCACGUACCCAACAAGCCCUCUCUCAUCACCAACAUGAGAAAUGGAUCGGUGACUUGCAGGCUGGAUUUGUGAACCUUUUGGAUAUUUGUGGCACUGAAAGGGAUGUCAUGACACAAAUCAAGGAACAUGUUAGAGAUCUUCAAUCCGCUCUCAGAAGGAGAAAAGGAGAUUCAAGCAUCGAAACCAACAUUGCUAAAUACACUCGCUUUAGGAAGAAGGCAAAGAAGGAUGCCAAAAAGUUGAUUGCAGCAAUGAAGAAAAUCGACAACAAAAUUGAGGCCACACCACUCCUAGAGCUAGAUCAACACAUCUCAUCAGUGAUUGAAGCACUCAGAGAAAUUGUUGCAGCAGGCACCUCUAUCCUCCAUUCGCUUCUCUUGUUCUUGUCUGUACCAAUUUUGAAAUCAAAGUCAACAAGGCGGUCACUGGUUGCAAAAUUGCUCCACAAAGGGGCAGUGGCUUGUGAAAAUCAUCUACAGGAGAAUGUGAAUGAGUUGGAAAGUGUAGAUGUUGCAUGGCACAGCUUAUGCAAAAGUGAUUCAAGUGAAGGAGACAAGUUGCAAAUUGCACAAAUCAGCUUCAAGUCUUUGGAGGCUAGCAUUGAAGAGGUUGAGAAUGUUUUGGAGUGCUUGUUUAGGCGAUUCAUUAAAGCAAGGGUCACUCUUCUAAACAUAGUCUCCCACUAAUCUGAGCUCAAUAGAUGUCCCCCAUAUCCUGCAUAUCCGAGUUUUAGAGGAUAUGUGUGUGGAUUUCAGUUUUGUAUUCGAUAGCUAUCUAGCCAUGUACAUGAAUCAAAAUAUUUAGUCAUGCAAGUAAAUACAAAAGUACAAAG